Messenger RNA from Sinocyclocheilus rhinocerous, 2788 nucleotides. RefSeq names its product galactosylceramidase a (gene galca). Bases 153 to 2171 code for a protein of 672 amino acids. Gene Ontology annotation, molecular function: galactosylceramidase activity. Lineage: Eukaryota; Metazoa; Chordata; Actinopteri; Cypriniformes; Cyprinidae. The record is from RefSeq and is a predicted model, not a curated record. Gene Ontology annotation, cellular component: lysosome. The transcript is spliced from 18 exons. Gene Ontology annotation, biological process: galactosylceramide catabolic process.
UUAGCAGGAAUGAGACAAAUGCAGUGAAUACAAGAGAGGAUUUUCUCUUACAGUGACAGAUUAAUAUGGGUUUCACGUGAAGUUGAAUCGGAGCACAUGACACGGAAGUCACGUUAACGUUAUCUGCACAUUCUAAACGUUCCUCGUGACAAAUGUCAUCAGUCGUUCAUACAAACGCCCAUCUAAACAUGCUAACACACAAUCUGCUGUUCACCAUCUCCUGCUUGCUCGGGUGCUCUGCUGAGUUUUAUGUUAUAGAUGAUCGGAUUGGAUUAGGGAGAGAAUUUGAUGGAAUAGGUGGAUUAAGUGGAGGAGGAGCCACUUCACGACUUCUUGUCAACUAUGAAGAACCGUAUCGGAGUCAUAUACUGGAUUUCUUGUUCAAGCCCAACUUUGGAGCUUCAUUGCACAUCCUAAAAGUAGAAAUAGGAGGCGAUGCUCAAACCACAGAUGGCACAGAACCCUCUCACAUGCACAGUAAGGAUGAAGGCAAUUUUUUCCGUGGAUAUGAGUGGUGGCUUAUGAAAGAAGCCAAGAAGAGAAAUCCAAACAUCAAGCUGAUUGGUCUUCCCUGGGCAUUUCCGGGAUGGGUUGGAGAAGGAACCCAAUGGCCUUACUUCUUUCCAAAUGUUACUGCCGACUAUGUUGUUACAUGGAUCUACGGAGCAAAGCAGCAUCAUAACCUUGAAAUUGAUUAUAUUGGGAUAUGGAAUGAAAAAAAAUAUGAUCCAGUAUACAUCAAGGUGCUGAGAGAUACUUUGGACCGAGUUGGUUAUACAAAUGUCGGCAUCAUUGCUGCAGAUGGAGACUGGUCCAUUGCAGCUGCCAUGCUGGAGGAUCCAUAUCUGAAUGAUGCUGUUGAGGUGAUAGGUGUCCACUACCCAGGCACCAAAACAGUGAAGGAAGCUCUGUUAACAGAGAAGAAGCUUUGGUCCUCUGAAGAUUACAGCACCUUCGAUGACGACAUCGGUGCCGGAUGCUGGGCUCGUAUCUUAAACCAGAACUACGUGAACGGCAGAAUGACCUCGACUAUAUCCUGGAAUUUGAUAGCAAGUUACUAUGAGAAUCUGUCCUUUGGUGGAGAUGGGCUGAUGACAGCUGAUGAGCCCUGGAGUGGACAUUAUGUAGUGGAAUCUCCAAUAUGGAUGACUGCACACACUACUCAAUUUACACAGCCAGGCUGGUUUUAUCUGCAGACUGUUGGGAAUCUCACUCAUGGAGGAAGUUAUGUGGCUUUAACAGACCGUAAAGGGAACCUCACAGUUGUUAUUCAAACCAUGACACACAAUCACUCUCAAUGCAUUCGACCUCCUCUACCGCACUUUGACGUCUCCCCUCAGAUAGCCACAUUUCAGCUCAAAGGUUCUUUUGCACAUCUCACUGACCUUCAAGUGUGGUACUCAAAAUUGGAUUUUGAGACCAAAAAAGAUACACUGUUUCAGCGGAGCAGUCCUAUUAAGGUCUAUAAUGGUUCAUUCACUUUAAAACUAGAUGUCGAUGAGGUUUACACAAUCACAACAGUCAACACUGGACAAAGAGGGGCCUACCCAGAGCCCCCCAAAUCCCGUCCAUUUCCAAAGAAUUACACUGAUGACUUCACUAUCGAUAACCCUCCAUUCUCUGAGGCCCCAUAUUUUGCUGAUCAAACCGGUGUGUUUGAGUACUUCAGAAAUAGCACAGAUAAUGGUUCGCAUGCCUUUACCUUACGGCAGGUGGUCACCGAACGGCCGGUCACCUGGGCUAGAGAUGCCGACCAGACCAUCAGCAUCAUAGGGGACUACAGCUGGACAGACCUCAAUGUGUCCUGUGACGUCCUAAUUGAAACUCCCGUCACUGGAGGCGUGUUCCUGGCGGCCCGGAUUGAUCAAGGUGGAGAGUCCGUCAGAGAAGCAAAGGGUGUCUUUUAUUGGAUUUAUGCAAAUGGGACCUAUAAAGUGACAAAUGAUAUAGGUGGACAGAGAGUUCUUGCUGAAGGGCUGUCAGGAACAAGGGAAGGUGUAUGGUAUACCUUAACCCUUAGAGUCAAGGGAUAUUUUGCCACCGGGAUGCUGAAUGGCUAUCCGCUGUGGAAGAACGCUGUUGUUCUUGAACCCAAGAAUGGCUGGACUGCACUAGGAACUCUCUCUUUUGAAUAUGCACAGUUUGAUAAUUUUGAAGUGAAUGCAGAAUAAUAUCUGCCUACUUCACAUCAAUCAUGUUUACAUGAUCAUUAGAUUACACACUUUUGCUGCUUACACACCUUUCAAUCGUUUCCUAAUGUCUUUUUUAAUGCAAAAAAAAACAUACUGUGAUGGAUGUCUUAUUUAAUUUAAUUUGAUGAUUGGUCUUUUUUACUGAUUUUAUUUUAUUUUUUUACUUUCUCUUUGGGGUUUAUGAUUAAGGAGUGUAAGUGUGAAGUGUUUAUCUUCUUCAAAAAGGGAUGCUUUGUGCCAAUUACUGUAACUGGGCUGUUUGUGAAAGAAGUGUAUGAAAGACAAACUACCAGUUUGGACAUAUUUGAUGGAGUUAAUGUUUUAUAUGAAAUUGUUUAAUAAUAAACAGAACUAAAAUUGUGGGAAAUAUUGAAUGAAUAGAAAUGACUUCUUCAAUACUGUUUAAGUGCAUAGAGACAUUGAUUUUUCAAAAAGUAUCUUCAACCUAAGACUGCAAAUAUCAUGCAUAACUUAAAAAAAAAAAAGAUGACUGAUUCUUAAUGAUCUUUAAUCAUGAAUGAGCAUUUAUCAUGUAACAAGCACAUACCUGCUCAGUGCUGACUUCCCCUAUUUCUGAAAUAAAAGCUUACAUGCAA